This is a messenger RNA of Zasmidium cellare ATCC 36951, 1803 nucleotides long. RefSeq lists its product as uncharacterized. NCBI's taxonomy places the organism in Eukaryota, Fungi, Ascomycota, Dothideomycetes, Mycosphaerellales, Mycosphaerellaceae. The coding region runs from base 1 to 1803 and encodes 600 amino acids. The record is from RefSeq and is a predicted model, not a curated record. The transcript is spliced from 3 exons.
AUGGCUACAUCUGCUGAAUACGGCAGCGCGGGCUUCUCUCGCUCUUCCUCCCUCUCUGCCGCACGGUCGCCAGACACCGCAUCGCAUAUCUACCCUGAUCGAUCAAUUCGGCCCCUGCCCAAGAGCAGGCUCAAGUCGAAGCUGUCCCCCGAGCAGCAAGCCGCCCUCGUCUACCCUCCCGAUCCACCGCCCAUCUCGCCUACUUUGAGCUUCAGCGUGCAGGAGAAUGGCACCCAGUCCCAGCAGCGACGGCUGACAAAUGGCGAUUCGCACCACCAUGACCACGAUCGGCGCAUUGUGCACGACCACUGCACGUGUGGUGAGGAUGCGGACAGCGGCGACGACGAGGUCGAGUUUGACCAUCCCGACUACCGUUAUCCCCCACCCCUACCUGCUGCCCUCGCGAACGGCAAACCUGUGGACUCGCUGCAGCGGCGACUGAUCGAUGCUACACGCGCGGCCGGCAACCAACCUCCACCCCCAGGCUCAACAGCAUCAUCAGCAGACGGGUACGAGAGCUUUGAGAAUACGAGCAAUAAGAAGAAGAGAAAGAUACCUCUCUCAGGGGCUUCGAGUAUGCACCAGAGUUCGUUAAGUGCCGAGAUGGCCAACAUGGGUAUCAGCAAUUCGCAUGGAGAUGAGGGCGGUGUGAAUGGAGUGGCGGGAAGCCCUGAAGAGUCGUACAGUCCACAAUCUGCACCUGCAACCACGCCAAGCUCAGGCACGGGCAUUAGUGGUGCUGGCAGAGGCAGGUAUGGGAGACAGGACGGCAGGCAUCGGCGGCCGCUGGGAAGCAACACGAUGAAUGCCAUUAAUGGCUACAACUCACGUGUUCCUGCCCGCGGCGCCGAGGUCAAGAAUGGAGCAGAUACAGGCGUCGAGAACACAGGAGGCAUUAUUUCUCAAGCCAUCAAGACCGCCGCAGAGCAAGGACCUCUCACACCCGCGGGCAAAGGUCGGGACAACGUGAGCUUGCUCCAAUCAGCCGCGAGCCAAAACUCCACGACACCCAAAACACAGUUCACCUUCACAUGCGAGUCCGACUCCGCCACCAAGAUGGUCGAUCAACAGCUGCCGCCACCCGCAGCGUACGGCACGCCCACUCCCACACGCAGUGCACCACCGCCAGGCAAGAACGCACAUGGCACGCAGACGACCAACGCGUCACGCGCCGGACAAGCACCACCCAACAACAUGGCGAGACCACCACCACCACCCGCAAACACUGCACCGCCUGCAGGACAGCAGCAGCAAACAGCGCCACCACCGAAGCCAAAGCCUCGCAGAAACCCCAACAAAGAGUACGCCCUACAAGCUGCCCAACGCAAGAGAAACCAGCAGUACCAGAACUAUCAUCAUCGACCUAAGCCAGACGACAUGUGGGUGUGUGAGUUUUGCGAGUACGAAGACAUCUAUGGUGCACCACCAUACGCGAUGAUUCGCCGGUACGAGAUCAGGGACCGCCAGGAGCGCAAGAAGGCAGCAGAGAAGAGACGGUUACUGGAAAAGGCCAAGAUGAAGGGACGCAAGAACAAGAAGGGAGCCGGCAAGGGAGGCAAGAACAACAACGGAAACAACGCGACGGCGCCACCACCACCGGCAAAUGCCCAGAACUACGAUCCCAAUCUGCCGCCGCCAGAAGGAGAGGAGUACUACGACGAUGAGGAGUAUGAUGAGGACGGCUACGACCCUGUUGGCGACGAGCAGUACGAUCCAGCGUACUAUCCACCGCCUGGGCCCGAGCGACCGCCUGCAAGAGUUCCUCCUCCAGGGGCUCGCGGGGCGCCUCAUCCCCAUGUAUAG